CGCCCCCGAGGCGGGGCCUGGACUCCCUUGGGCUCCCCAGCCAAGUUCAGCAGCUCAGACUGGCCGCCCUGCAGCUGGUACCCGCCGGCCUCGCUGAAGCUGCUCAGAGCCCAGGGCUUGUGCUGAGUACCGUGGUAAGAACCAUGACCUGAUCACAGAUGUGUUCUUCAACAGAUAUUUACCAAGAUCUGGAAAGAAAGAAGAACAUGGAGUGAGUGGCUCUGAACCAUUUUGUUCAAUUUGUGCCUUGUGGACACGAGAGUGAACAGAGCCAAGAAUGAUAAGAAAAGCCUUUUGGUGGAGCAGAUACAAUGAUGGAGUGAUGCGCACCCAUAAAGAGUGUCAGGAUGGAGAGCCCGGGAUGAACUGAGGCCAUUGAGGACAGCCCAGGACAACAAAGAGUCUUUUCAUAUGAGGUUUGGGAUGAUGGCAUCAAUGGGACAUGAUCUCUAACUCAAAAUCUGGCAUUCUCCAGAUUCACAGUGGUGUCAAAAGCUGCCCUGUGGAGUUGAGCAAAAAUGACAUGGGAGAGGUUGGCAAAAAACGUUGAGUUGAGAAACACAACGCACCACAAUUUUUUGUGUGAAAAUUAAAUGAAAUCAAAUGCAAGGAACUGCUGGUCUAUACACACUUAAAUAGAAGAUUAUCACCACUUUUCUUUUUAUGUAAUGGAGCAUCCUGGUGACCAACUUUCUGCCCUGCAUGCCCCUCAGAAGAGGGCAGUCAUAUCUGCUUGCAUGCCACUGAAAGUUCUGGCUCCUGGGAUGAGCUGUCUCUGCUUGAAAAAUGCUGCCUGGACCAUGAAGGUGGCAUUAUAGGGUCUCUGCAGAGAUGACCCUGCUCCUACUUCACAGACAUCAAAGGAAGGCCAGGAAAAGUGGGUUUGUCUGGUGUCAGCCUACAGGGGACCACCUCACUGUUGCUCUCCUUUUCUGCAGUGGUCAAAUGCAUCCAGUCCGGGCUUCACUGGGGACUUUCUGAUCACAUAACUCCUCCUUGAGCUAGGGAUCAGUCCUUUGGAACUCCAAAGCCCUAUAGACUAAUGGUCACUGGAACAUCCACCUUGCUUAGCCUGUCAGGCCCCUCUGAUCACAUGGCUGAAGAAAAAGCAGCUUCUUUGAGUCCUUCAGUUGACAAAAGAUGGAGACUCAGGGGACCUAAGCAGAUUCAGGCAGGACUACUCAAGAAAGCAAGCCUCCUGGUCUCUGGAGCUGCUGCAGGGAAGGGUGGCCAAGAUCUGGCCCAUUCUGAACUGAGCCUAUCAACAGCACUGGACAAGGCUGGACUGGACAGGCCUCUGGGCUACAAGGCCUGCACAGAGCAGAGGCAGGGUUCCUUCACAGAGCUGUCCUGUCUCCAGGAGAGCUCAGGUGACAUGCAAGCCCUGAAGAGGAAGCCAGAGAACCCAGAAGGCCAGCUUGGCACUCAGCAGCUGCCCCCAGAUCUCCCCGGAGCCUCGGCCGAUGGCACAGAGUGCUCAGUUUGGCCGGGUGUGGCCCGGAGUGGGAAGAGAAGCGCUUUCAGGAGGCCAGCCUCGCGCCCUGUGGAGAAACCCACAUGCUCCCCCACGUUUCCAGACAGUGGAAAUGCAGAGGGCCCAUGGGAGCUCUCGGGACUCAUCACUACGGUGGAUAUCCCAUGUUGGGCUCAGCUGUCAGCUUUCAAGCUCACGGGAGAUUUCUGGAGAUUGCACAUGCUGUCCCAGAACAUUCUAUUCUGCAAUGCUUUCCACGGGGCUCCCACACCAUGGCUGGAUCACUCCCAGGUGCAAGCUUCCAUAUCUUCGACACCUUCCGCCACAGCCUGCCGGGUUCUCUUGCCACCCACACUCUCGUCCCCAGGCUUGCCCACUCAGAACUGGUGUGCAAAGUGUAACCUCGCCUUCCGUCUGACGGCUGACCUGGUCCUCCACAUGCGGUCCCACCACAAAAGAGAGCAUGGAGGCUCUGACCCACAUUCUAAGAAACGCAGAGAGGAAGUUCUCACUUGCCCCAUUUGCCAUGAGUACUUCCGGGAGCGCCACCAUCUUUCCAGACAUAUGACGUCACACAGUUAGUGGAUGGCUAAGGAGGAGCCCGAUGGCCAUAGUAUCCAUUGCUCAGUGGUGAGGCACAGGAGACUCCUGGCCUGCAUUGAGAAGGUGGUCACAGGUGUCUUCAAGGUUGUUCCCUUUGCUUCCCAGAGGUGAAUGGCUCAGUUAUAAUUUGUCAGAUAUCCCCCGGCUUUUGUGAUAUGUUUUCCUGGAAAGCCAUUCAUUGAAAUGGUGAGCUUCACUCAUGAGAUUAGGGAAUAAGGGGACCCAUGACCUGGGGUGCAGGGCUGUUCCUGGCUCUGCUCCCAUUGCUCUACCUGGUGCACAUGGACACAACACCUUGGCUUUUCUGACCAGCAAGCCUGCAUUCCGUCUGGGCUCUUUCACUGCUGAGCUGCAGACUUGGAUCUGUUCCUUUAACUUGCCGACCCUUAGUUCUUUGUUUUAAAAUGGCGCAUUAGCAGAAUGUCAUCUGUCUUGAGGAAGGUGUCUGGGAAGUGGCCAGCUCGUUUCCUGGCAGGUUGUGAGCACUGAGCACAUGGAGCUCAUGGUCACUGCGUGCGUUGGUCAGCUACAUUACUUGUGGAAUCUCAGGGGUGAACGAGGACUGUGUUUCUCUGCCACGAGCCUGCAGCAAAGCUGAGGGUGAGCCUGACGUGGUAGACAUGCUCAGGCUGCAUUCCCUGUCCCUGCUGGGUCACACAGUGAAGCUAGAAACACCUGAUGGCAGCCAAAAUGCCAGCUCUGCCUGGGUCACAAGCGUAACCUCUGGAUCAGUGUAAAUCAAGGUCCAACGUGACCAAGUAGGAAAGUGGCCUGGCUGACUUCACAAUAAGGGAGUGGCUAGCAAUUCACCCGUCCUGUUCUCUGGGUCUUCGCACCGUGAAUAUGUGAGGAGAGGAAAACAGAAAUACAUCACUAAUUCAGCAUGAUUUCUGGGUCCAUCCUUCCUUGUGAUCCUGAGUUGGGCAGGCAAGAGCAACUGCAGGGCACUCAGAAUGAGGUCCCCAGGGGGCACUUUAUAUUUUCAUACGUCCCCACAACACUAUGGGACAAACUUGAAAAGGUUGAUGACUUCCCCAAGGCCACCACUCUGGUGUAUCGGUGGAAGAACAAAACCCUGUGGCCGCCAGAUGAGUUCUGUCUUUUCCAGCAUGCUGCAUGUCUGCUUAGCUAGCAUGGUCAUGGAGUACGGCAUGACUCCAGGAUUGGAACUUGAGUCUGGCCUAGUCUCUUCAUAUCCAGUUUCAACUUACUCUUGCUACUUGUGCACAAACAUAGACAUAUAAACACAUACAGACACAUACACAGAUACACACAGGCACACACACAC
Microtus ochrogaster (prairie vole) is the source of this 3365-nucleotide messenger RNA. It is a transcript of the gene Znf488, whose product is annotated as zinc finger protein 488. Gene Ontology annotation, biological process: regulation of DNA-templated transcription; oligodendrocyte development. Gene Ontology annotation, cellular component: nucleus. The record is from RefSeq and is a predicted model, not a curated record. Lineage: Eukaryota; Metazoa; Chordata; Mammalia; Rodentia; Cricetidae.